AUGGCAAACGACCACCGGGAUGGGAUGGACCCUGCAAACCAUGAGAAUCAUCAUGAGGCUCCUAUGCACUUGGUUGGGGACCCAUAUUUUCCUGAAGACGCCCCAGCUGACCUCGCCGAGGAGGAAGACCCUUCAGAAGAGGAAGACCCUAUAGAGGAGGAAGACCCGUCAGAGGACGAGGAUGAGGAUGUUGCAGAGUCAGACAAUGAGGGUAUAUUGGAGGGGGUACAAGAAGAAAUGAAUGAUGAUGGCCCAGUGGAGGGUGAGGAGAGCCUCGUAGAUGAGGAGCCUACUGCUACUCCACCUCCCUCACCACCUAGACUGUGUUAUCAGCCACAUCGCCGCCACGGAAAGAGUCCUGUAUUGCGGAGGACUCCUAGGAUGAGUGUUCCCACAGUAUCCCAUCUAGACACCUUCUCCUACCUUUCCCGACCCAUCUGCAGUCAGAAGAGGAAACCAAGUUCUUUCUUCGAGCCCACUUGGCUCACCGACAUGCUCCGCCAAAGGAGGAUUACUAAUGAUCCUCCACGUUUUGAGAGAGGUGAGUCUUCUCGAGGACCACCACGUGCACCAUUUGGGGGUGACCCCGAGGAUCAGGAUGACAGAUUAGCAGAACGAGUCAAAUCCCUAGAGGAACUUUUUAGAGCUUCAGAUAAUACCACUAGAAUCAUCGAGCGGCGAGUUGAUAGACUUGAGGAGGAGGAGAAGGAUGAUGCAGAAGCCAUUCAGACACUCUAUCACAACAUGGGCGCUGGUCGAACUGAGGCGAAAGCCAUGGGUGCCCAUAUCAGGGCCCUAGAGUACCGGAUUCAAGUUAUGCAGAGCCGACUAGAUGCAAUCGAGCACAGAGCGACCAUUGCAUUACAGGAGCGACGUCAACUUCAGGAGAAAUUUGAGGAGCUGGCCCGCUAUCUGGUCUAUCACUUAGGAUGGUAG
Molecule: messenger RNA, 936 nt
Organism: Lactuca saligna
Lineage: Eukaryota; Viridiplantae; Streptophyta; Magnoliopsida; Asterales; Asteraceae
Source: the annotation of a GenBank genome assembly